CUAAGAGGAUUAUGAAGGCAGUGUUUAAUGGUAUUUUCCUGUGUCUGUAGGUAUAGAAAGAACACCUAUCUUUUCAUCUACUACCUCAUCCAGUUCUGUGGCCACUCAUGGAUAUUUGCCAAUAUGACAGUCCGAUUCUUUUCAUUUGGAGAAGAUUCCAUGGUUGACACUUUUUAUGCUAUUGGUCUUGUGAUGCGUCUUUGCCAGUCCCUUUCCCUCUUGGAAUUGCUGCACAUAUAUGUUGGCAUUGAACCAAGCCGUCUCCUUCCUAGGUUUCUGCAGCUCACAGAGAGAAUAAUCAUCCUCUUUGUGGUGAUCACCAGUCAAGAGGAAGUCCAAGAGAAAUAUGUGGUGUGUGUUUUGUUCAUCUUUUGGAACCUAUUGGAUAUGGUUAGGUACACGUACAGCAUGUUAUCAGUCAUAGGCAUAGCCUACGCUGUCUUGACCUGGCUCAGUCAAACACUGUGGAUGCCCAUCUAUCCUCUGUGUGUGCUCGCUGAAGCAUUUGCCAUCUAUCAGUCGCUGCCUUAUUUUGAAUCAUUUGGCACAUACUCCACCAAGCUGCCGUUUGACUUAGCCAUCUAUUUCCCAUACGUGCUGAAACUAUACCUCAUGAUGCUCUUUAUAGGUAUGUAUUUUACCUACAGUCAUCUUUACUCCGAAAGAAGAGAUGUCCUCUGCGUCUUUCCCAUGAAAAAGAAGAAAGUGUGAAGCACAGAGCCCUGAUGUGACCAGAGAAAAACCAGGCUUGUGGAUUCUGCCGCAGUCAAUGGCACCAUGGUGGAAAAAUACCUGGUACUUGACAAAAAUCCACGACAGACUUGUUUUCCUCCAACUCGGGCCCUAUCCUGUCACUCUAGUAUCCUCACACAUUCUUCCAUACAACCUACUUCACCAACGCUGUGGGAUUUAUACAAGUUGAAUUUACAUCGUGUGAAGCCUGACUAUUUUCCUGUAAGGUUAACGAGAAGUAGGAGAUUCACUGGAAUAGACUCCGUUAAAUUGAGAAACCAAAGCUGUUAGCUGGAAUUCUGUUUUCAUCUAUUGCUUUUCACCUCGGAGUUCCCAAAUAGCAAACCUGCGGGAAGGCAACAAUGUGAAACAUGUUCUGCAGUUGUCUAGAAAAACACCGUACAAGCCGAUGUCCCACCGCCAGUUUUUCCAGACCCUGAAAGAGUCUUCAUUAAUAUUACACGAGUUAUUUGGACUUUGAUCCUUAAAAGAGGACCCUGAUGAAACAGAAUAGAUCUUUGAUAACUACACAAAUAAUGUCCCAUAUUUUCUUAACAACAAAAAAAUGAGGCCAUAUACAUACCUUACAGGGAGAUAAGAGGUAUAAAACUAUAAUAAUCUUAAAGGAAACAAGGCAUUUAAGAACUAGUGAUGUUUUAGAUAAUUACUCAACUAUUGCUGAUUACUAUGUCAUCGCUUAUAGUUUUGAAAACUCUUUUCUUUUGAAAAUCUAAAAUAUUUGUGAAUAAUUGACGAAUAGCAUCAUUUCUGUACCACUGGUAUAGCAUUCACUUUUCUUGAAAGAAUUCUAGAAUCAUCUUAUCCAGUAACCAUGUAAAAAGGGAACUAAACAUUUUGUGACAUAAAAACCAGGUAGUAAAAAUGUAGUUACAAAAAAUAAUCUUUAAAAACAUUUAAAAAGUUGAGUCCUAAUAAAGAUAAUUGAUAUCUUUACAAAUUUAGUAUCCUAUUUGGAAUUUUAAAAUACGUAUAAAAUUAUCCUUUUAAAAAGCUACAUUUCAUUUCUAAAGUUGCUUAUUUUUUAAAAACGACUGAAAGCUCUAGCUCACGGAGAGAACAGAAUCCCCCUGCACACUUUAGGUGAUUCAGUCUAACUUCUCUCAAUAAAUGUCCCCGCAGUACUGUUUACAUCUAGAAUCACUAACAAGCAGAGUAAGAAUUAAACUGAAUUUUGUUAUUAAAUAAUACUUUAAUUUUUAAGCCAAACUACCUUAAGGACCUGCCUAUUUCUUAGAAGACUAAACAGUAAGUUCAGAAUUCUGGAUAGACAAGUUCAGGUCUCUGCAACAACUGAAACCAAGAUCAGUGACUCCUUUGGUGACGCAGGCACAGUUAUUAUUGUGGUUGGCUGCUAUAUCUGUCACCGAAAGAAUUAUUAAAUUUCAUUAGAGUUUAGUAAAAAUAGGGAUGCAAUUUUUCCACUCAAGCUCAUGCUCGCCAGGUUAAGAAACCUAGCCAGUAAACAUCUACCUAGUUCACUGGAUACUACCUGGAUGGCAAGGUUGACUUUUCUUUGGCUCUUUUAACUGGAAGUCCAUCAAAUCUUUGUUUUGUUUUGUUCAAUGUUGUCACAUGCUCAGUUUCUCAAGUCAAAUACACAUAGAUGAAAUCAGAAAUUAUUAGACAUUUGAAAAGCAUACCACAUAACUUUUAUAAUGAUCUUUCUUUGGAGUUUUCAAUGCCAAGUUCCACUGCCUCAAGUUCCAAGUAACCCAAGCUAAGGUGUAGUAAGUAAUCAACGUCACCAGGACCUCUGGAGGGGGCGGGGGGACGUGGUGGGGGUAAAACCGCUCUGAAUGAAAACUACUUCAAAGAACUUACUUCAUCACUCAGUAAAAGUCUGCCUAAAGACACACCACACACACGUAAUAUUAUCAAAGCCCCUGGGCCUUUUCUUUAUCAAAGUAGUUGAAUGAAAAGCAGUUAACACUUCUUCCAACCAUAUCCAUUCAAUAUUAAUGCAUUUUAUUUUCUUCCAGCAUGCUUUUCAACAUUCUUAUCCUUGUCUUACAUUUUUCUUCAAUAAACAGAUUAAUGUUGAUAAAAGAAGUUGAUUCUUAGCUGCUGCAUACACGUCUACAUUCAUUCAAGGCACACGUGAUGUUGUGGGGGGCCGGGCACACUGCAGGCAUCAAUUCAUAACAUCUUUACCAGGCCUCCUGCAAACACAUUUGUUACUAAAGAAUAAUCCACAUCUCCCUGAAGUCCCUAAAGGAAGUUAACUCUCUUAUUGUACCUUAUUCUGCCUACCUGGAGCAAACUGUUGCAUACAAGAAUUUGCAUUUCUUUCAAAAGAUGAUGUAGCUAUAACGUCAAUAUCCAAAAUGUUUCUGCAAAGAAUCUUACGUUUAUGGACAAAGAAAACAGUCACAUUUUAUUGUGCUAAGGUAUUAAAGUGAUUUAAUUAAAAUGUGCUAAAAUGA
This is a messenger RNA of Suricata suricatta (meerkat), 3176 nucleotides long. RefSeq names its product 3-hydroxyacyl-CoA dehydratase 4 (gene HACD4). Gene Ontology annotation, biological process: sphingolipid biosynthetic process; fatty acid elongation; very long-chain fatty acid biosynthetic process. Gene Ontology annotation, molecular function: 3-hydroxyacyl-CoA dehydratase activity. The transcript has 6 exons. Bases 28 to 711 code for a protein of 227 amino acids. The record is from RefSeq and is a predicted model, not a curated record. Gene Ontology annotation, cellular component: endoplasmic reticulum membrane. NCBI's taxonomy places the organism in Eukaryota, Metazoa, Chordata, Mammalia, Carnivora, Herpestidae.